AUGUUGAAGUUCGCCAAUCAUCUGGUCAUCACUCGCGGUGGGACAUCAGAAACCGGGACCAUAAAGGCAAAUAUCUCAAACAUCAUUUUGGAAUAUGGAGAUCACGAUGUAGAUGAAUAUUUUAUGGAGUUUGUUCCACCGGUCUUCCAAAGUGAGAUCAAAUCCUUUUGGGGGUGUCUGUUUGAUGUAGCCGAUGCAGUUAAGCACAUACACCACUUGAAGGUCAACACAGAAGGUCGAACGCAAGGAUUCAAUGGGUGGCACGCGAAAAUUAAGCCGGAUAAUAUUCUGACUGUUCAAGGUCAAUUUAAAUUAGCUGACCCAGGAUUUGCAACGUUUGUGAAAAAGAAAAAUACGGAAACAGAUCCCAAGAAGGUCGUUGCUGGAGGCACAGAGACAUACAGUGCCCCGGAACGCCGAUACUCCAGCAGUGGAACAAGGGAAGGAGCAGUCUCGCAAAAGAUCGAUAUCUGGUCUUUAGGAUGCGUUUUUUCCAUCGCUGCGACCUGGGUUGUUCUGGGCCACGAAGGCAUACGGCAAUUUACGGAGUUACGCCAGAGGUCAAUUCGCAAGAUUAUCGGACAACAGGCUGCACAACUCACCGGACCCUACCCUAACCUAGACUAUUUCCAUAACGGCAGAGAAGUUCUCCCUGAUGUGCUAAGCUGGCAUGCAUAUUUGCGAAGCGUAUUACGCAAGUCCGACACUAUUACCAGCAGCGUACUUGAUCUUAUUGACAAUGAGAUGUUUGUAGGAGACGCGGGUUGUCGAAUCAAGGCAACCGAGCUUUUGCAAAAAACUGGAUGA
Molecule: messenger RNA, 807 nt
Organism: Pseudogymnoascus destructans
Lineage: Eukaryota; Fungi; Ascomycota; Leotiomycetes; Thelebolales; Thelebolaceae
Exons: 3
Coding region: 1-807 (268 amino acids)
Biological process (GO): peptidyl-serine phosphorylation; peptidyl-threonine phosphorylation
Molecular function (GO): protein serine/threonine kinase activity; ATP binding
Source: RefSeq, a predicted model, not a curated record